Messenger RNA from Saccostrea cuccullata (small rock oyster), 734 nucleotides. Its product is annotated as COMM domain-containing protein 4-like. The transcript is spliced from 9 exons. NCBI's taxonomy places the organism in Eukaryota, Metazoa, Mollusca, Bivalvia, Ostreida, Ostreidae. The record is from RefSeq and is a predicted model, not a curated record. The coding region runs from base 74 to 673 and encodes 199 amino acids.
UCCUACUUGAUUUCGUUAUUCUAAGGGGCGUUCUGUGUGGAAAAUAUUAAACAUUUCCUUCUGAAUUCUAACAAUGAAAUUCCGAUUUUGCGGAGACCUGGAUUGCCCAGACUGGGUUCUGGCUGAAAUCAGUAUUCUGUCAAAAAUGACUUCAAUAAAGAUGAAGUUACUGUGUGUACAAGUUAUCAAAGACAUGCUAUCAGAGGGCAUCGAUUAUGAAAAGGUUUAUAAAAUAACACAGGAUGCCAAAUUUGAGACUGGAGAUGUAAAGGCUUCCAUAGCUGCCUUGACUUUUAUCUUGUCAAGUGCUGCUAAAUAUAGCUGUGAUGGAGAGACAUUGUCCAAUGAACUUCAGCAACUGGGGCUCCCCAAAGAACACGCCACCUCCCUGUGUAAAUCAUACAGUGACAGCUCAGACAAACUUCAAACACACCUCAGGAAAACAAGUCUUAGAUUAUCACACCUAGAGAAGACGGAGUGGAGAGUGGAUUAUAUCCUCAGCUCCAGUGAACUUAAGGAAGUGAACAAACCAUGUGUUCAGAUGAGAUUACAGGUACGGAACCCUGACACAGGGGCAACAACUCCUGUCUCCUUCACAGUAGAUAUGGAUAAAUUCAGAGUGCUUCUAAGUGAACUUAAACAAGCAGAGACAGUCAUGGCAAAUUUAACGUGACAUACAGGAAUAUAUGAUAAAAACGUUUUUAUUAAGAAAAAUUGUGCAAUGUACUAGAUAU